Molecule: messenger RNA, 561 nt
Organism: Colletotrichum graminicola M1.001
Lineage: Eukaryota; Fungi; Ascomycota; Sordariomycetes; Glomerellales; Glomerellaceae
Exons: 1
Coding region: 1-561 (186 amino acids)
Source: RefSeq, a predicted model, not a curated record
AUGACUUACAAUCUUCACGAUGCCACUGUCCCCCUCCUCCUCGCGGGUCUCAAGACGCUGCUCAACCUCUUGAGCAAGGCCGAGGCCUAUGCGGCGGAAAAGUCCAUCGCCGCCGACUCGAUCCUCGGGUGGAAGCUCGCCGACAACAUCGACAUGCUCCCCUUCUCGUUCCAGUACUUCGUCGCCGCCGACUGCGCCAUGAAGAUUGUCACCCGCGUCCAGGGCACCGAGCCCCUGGCCUGGGGCAAGGACUUUGCCGGCCUCGGCGACCUGCGCAAGCGCGUCGAGGAGACCAUUGCCCUGGUCGAGGCGGCCGACCCCAAGACCUUCGAGGCCCGCACCGACGCCCUCGUGCCCCUCGGCCUCGGCUCCGGCAAGGGCGAGAUGCAGAUCCGCGCCCGCGACUACGUCGUCGCCUUCGGCAUGCCCAACUUCUUCUUCCACAUCCAGACGGCCUACUGCAUCCUGCGCGCCAAGGGCCUCGAGCUCGGCAAGAGCGACUACCUCACCCCUUUCAUGGGCCCCUUUGUCGAGGCGCACCAGAAGCAGCAGCAGCAGUAA